Molecule: messenger RNA, 1968 nt
Organism: Mesorhabditis belari
Lineage: Eukaryota; Metazoa; Nematoda; Chromadorea; Rhabditida; Rhabditidae
Source: the annotation of a GenBank genome assembly
AUGUCUCCAACUCCGACAUCAAAAGAAAUUGUUUCCGAGCGAAUUGAGAGAUUGGGCAUCAUCGAAGAGCCAGGAACCUCAGAGAUUGUUCAAACCACUCAAGCAACCCCGCCAACAGCAACUCGAGGAUGGUUUCAGGCGAACACCACCCUGAUCAAGGUGCCGAGUCAUCGAACGAUUGAACAACUCGGUGCUAUUCUCGAGAAGGGCUCGACGAAGAAUUUAUCUGAAUCCCUUCGAUGCCUCUCAAAUCCAUAUCACGAGAAUCGCGGUCGAGAGGACAUCGUUUUCGAUCUAUUCAAGCUGAACGGCACAAACGAGGCGUCCAUUGGGAAAUUGAUUACGGUUCUGAAAGGACUCGGCUUGCGACGAGACGAUCCCCGACUCAAGGAAAUGAUGUUAAAGCUUCGUACAUUCACAAAACUUGAGGAGGAGUUGAAUCACGAGAUGCGUGAUCCAAAUCACUGGAAACUCCCGAAGGAUCAAUUCAUUGAAUGCAUUUCCCCAUCAACCGCAUUGAUCUCUCAAGCUCUGCAGAACAAUCUCGUCAUCCCAUGUUGGCCGAUUUUCACCGAAAAGAUCAAGAACAUUUAUCUAAUGUGCAAGGAGGUUCGUGACGGUCAAUGCGCUCAGUACAUCCCUCAGCUGGCGAGGGGCGAUCCGGAGAAGUUCGGUGUUUCAAUUUGCACCGUCGACGGGCAAAAGGCGUCUUGGGGCGACUCGAAGAUUCCAUUUUGCGUGCAAUCGGUGAGCAAAGCGUUCAACUACGCGAUCGCCGCCUCAGAAUUGGGAGCCAACUUUGUGCACGACUACGUGGGACAAGAGCCAUCGGGACGAUUCUUCAACGAGAUUUGCUUGGAUCCAAAUGGGAAACCCCACAAUCCGAUGGUGAAUUCUGGAGCAAUUGUGGUCACUUCAAUGAUACAGCCGAAACUCGACACAGCCGAUCGUUUCGAGCACGUGUUAACAGAAUACAGGAAAAUCGCUGGCGGAGAAUAUGUCGGUUUCAACAAUGCAACUUUUCUUUCCGAACGCUCGAGCGCCGAUCGGAAUCACGCGAUCGCCUACUUUUUGAAAGAAAACAAAUGUUUCCCGGAAGGAGUGGCCUCUUUGACAGAAACACUCGAUUUCUAUUUUCAAUUAUGCUCCCUUGAGGCAACUUGCGAGACGAUGAGUGUCAUGGCAGCUACAUUGGCGAAUGGAGGUGUUUGCCCGAUGACUGGCGAGCGGUGUAUCGCGCCUGGAGCUUGUCGUGAUGUCCUUUCAUUGAUGUAUUCUUGUGGCAUGUACGACGCAAGCGGGCAAUUCUCGUUCUCGGUGGGAUUGCCAGCGAAAUCUGGAGUCUCCGGGAUCAUGAUCGUGGUCGUGCCAAAUGUGAUGGGCAUCGCUCUCUGGUCACCACCGUUGGACAAAAUGGGAAACUCGUCGCGGGGAGUCGCUUUCUCAAAGGAAUUGGUCAAACAGUUCAAUUUCCACAACUACGACUGUUUACUGCACACGGAAAGCACAAAAUUCGAUCCGAGACGAAGGGAUACAAGAGAACGAGAUCAAUGUGUACCAGUACUUUUCGCGGCACGAGACGGGGAUAUGGCUGCGAUUAGGCGACUUUACAUGCAAGGUGCGGAUCUCUCAGUGAGUGACUAUGACCAACGAACACCGUUACAUUUGGCCGCAUGUGAGGGACAUUUGGAGAUGGUUAGAUUCCUCGUCUCAAUUGCCAAGGUUGACGCGACCGUGAAGGACAGAUGGGGACUCACCGCCACCGAUGACGCCCGGAAUUUCGGGCAGAUCACUUGCGUCGAAUUUCUCGAGGCUGCCACUCAGGGUCAAUCAAUUUCUCGUAAAUCGUCCUCCGAAGAUUUUUCCUUGUUUGACUCAUUCAACGACUCUCCGGUGAGCGACCCAUCGGAUAAAGCCCGAAAAUCACAUGAAAGGCCCCGUUUUGCAAUUGAUGAACAGCAGUGUGAU